Emiliania huxleyi CCMP1516 is the source of this 678-nucleotide messenger RNA. RefSeq lists its product as hypothetical. Gene Ontology annotation, molecular function: protein binding. The record is from RefSeq and is a predicted model, not a curated record. Lineage: Eukaryota; Haptophyta; Isochrysidales; Noelaerhabdaceae. Gene Ontology annotation, cellular component: cytoplasm; nucleus. Bases 1 to 678 code for a protein of 225 amino acids. Gene Ontology annotation, biological process: regulation of barbed-end actin filament capping. The transcript is spliced from 4 exons.
AUGGCCGAGGAGCCCCAGGAGCCGGCGGCCGACGAGGAGGCGGCCGAUGCUGAGCCCGCGCAGGCGCCAAUCGUGGCGGAACUGACCGAAGAACAGAAGAAGUUCCUCGUCGCCUGUGCCACUGGCAACCGUGUCCAGAUCGAGCUCUAUGUCAACGAGAAGAGCCUCGACCCCAACCUCCUCCAGUCGGGAACAGAGGGACUGAGGCCUCUACACCUAACCUGCGGGGCAGGAGCAACCGAUUGCGCCCGGUUGCUGGUCGAGAAAGGCGCCGAGAUUGCCGUCACCGACCAGAUGGGCCUCACUCCGCUGCACUGGGCCGCGGGCUGUCGAGAUCCAGAGGUGACGCGCUACCUGCUAUCUGCGGGCGCAAAAUCCAUCAUCGAUCAGCGCGACGAGGAUGGAGUGACGGCCCUCAUUCACGCGUCAUACGCAAACCGAGCUGAGACAGUGCAGAUCCUCCUCGAUGAGGGCGCAGAUGUCGACGUCGAGGACAACUCAGGCAAUACUGCGAAAAAGCUCAGCCAGCCGCAGGCCUUGCUGGCCUUGGCGGCAAUGGCGUGGGCUGCCGAGAGGCGACCAGAAAUCUUUCUGUAUAUCGCGCGAAACGCGGGCUUGGGCCUUGGGUUGCGUCGUAUGGCCAUAUUUGUGGCCGCCAUUUUUGGGGGGCGCUUGUAA